UACAGUAACUGAUCCAACGAUUCAAUGGACAACUAUGGAGCUUCUUCUGGAUCUGCUGUGUUUGUGUCUUCUGUGUUUGACCCGAAAAACACUUUGUGAUGAAAACAGACCGAAAAACAUCACAGUGGAAGGAGGAGCUGAUGUAAUGUUACCCUGUUCUCUCAGCACCAAGGAGAACACUGAGUUUAAACUCUUUGACUGGAGGAAAGUUGCUCAGAAAGAUGAUGGUCAGAAGGAGGUGUUCAUGUAUGAUGCAGGCAUUCAUUACAACAACGGUCGUCCAGGUCAGAGUGAAGAGUUCAAAGGUCGAGUUUUUCAUUUUCAAGAUGAACUGAAACACGGCAACGCCUCCAUAAUCAUCAGAAAUACAAAGAUAUCUGACAGUGGAAACUACACCUGUGAUUUUCCAAAACUUCAGCCACCUCAAAAAUUCUACAUUGAGAUUGUUGUUGAGCCAAAAGUCAUCACAGUGAAUGAAGGGAGUGAUGUUACUUUACCCUGUUCUCUCAGCACCAAGGAGAACAUUACUUCAAAACUGUUUGACUGGACGAAAGUUGCUCAGAAAUAUGAUUGUCAGAAGGAUUUGUUCUUUUAUAAUGGAGGCAGCAAUAAUAACAAAAACUGUUUUCCAGGUCGAGUCUCAUAUUUUCCAGAUGAACUGAAACACGGCAACGCCUCCAUAAUCAUCAGAAAUACACAGGUGACUGACAGUGGAGUCUACACCUGUGAUUUUCCAAAUCUUCAGCCACCUCAAACAUUCUAUAUUGAGCUUAUUGUUGUCGUUGGUGCCGCUUUAAAACCAUUUGUUACAAUACUUGAUGCAACAGCAUACUCUGCGCUGCUGCAGUGUGAAGUUCAUGGCAAUCCCAAACCUAAAGUAGAGCUGCGGAACAGGGCUGGAAACAUCCUUCAUGCUAAAGUAACACAAGACUCAGAAAGAGAAGGCAGCUUCUACAUCACCCUCCAAACUAAAGUGACCAAGACCGGCACCUAUCGCUGUGUAGCCACACAGGAGGAAAUCAAACAUCAGAUUUAUGCUGAGACCUCUGUGUAUAUCAGUGGGUUCAGUGGAUGGAUUGCUGCUGCAGUUAUUGGUGUUCUUUUUCUUGUUGCUGGUGUUAUUCUAGCUGUGCUUUUAUACAGGCGUAAAAAAGAGCCAAAACUCAUCACAGUGGAAGAAGGCAGUGAUGUUAUUUUACCCUGUUCCGUCUGGCCCGAGAAGAACCUUCGGUCAACAAAGUUUGUCUGGAAGAAAACUGAUGAUAAUGUGUUCCUGUAUGAUAAUGGCGAGCAUCCAGGUCAGAGUGAGCAGUUCAAAGGUCGAGUCUCACAUUUUCCAGAUGAACUGGAACAAGGCAACGCCUCCAUAAUCAUCAGCAAUACAACGAGGGCUGACAGUGGAGAAUACAGAUGUAUUAUUCCACUAAUUCAUAAACAACAAAAAUUCCAAAUUAAUGUUGUUGUUGGGACAGAAGUCAUCAAAGUGGAAGAAGGCAGUGAUGUUACUUUACCCUGUUCCCUCUGGCCCAAGGAGGACAUUCGGUUAACACAGUUUAACUGGAAGAAAAUGCCUCAGAAUGAUGAAAGUCAGAUGGAGGUGUUCCUGUAUGAUAAAGAGCCAAAACUCAUCACAGUGGAAGAAGGCAGUGAUGUUACUUUACCCUGUUCUCUCUGGCCCAAGGAGGACAUUCGGUCAACACGGUUUGUCUGGCGUAAAAAUUAUGAUGGUCAGAUGGUGUUCCUGUAUGAUAAAGAUGAUCUUUACAGUGACGAGCGUCCAAGUUGCAAGUUCCAAGGUCGAGUCUCACAUUUUCCAGAUAAACUGGAACAAGGCAACGCCUCCAUAAUCAUCAGAAAUACGACGAGGGCUGACAGUGGAGACUACAGAUGUAGUUUUCCAAAAAUUCGGAAACCUAAAAAAUUCCACAUUAAGCUUAUUGUUGGGCCAAAAGUCAUCAAAGUGGAAGAAGGCGGUGAUGUUAUUUUACCCUGUUCCCUCUGGCCCAAGAAGGAUCUUCGGUCAACACAGUUUAUCUGGAAGAAAGUUUCCGAGAAAACUGAUGAUGGUCAGAAGGUGUUCCUGUAUGAUAAAGGUGAUCUUUACAGUGACGAGCAUCCAGGUCAGAGUGAGCAGUUCAAAGGUCGAGUCUCACUUUUUCCAGAUAAACUGAAACAAGGCAACGCCUCCAUAAUCAUCAGAAAUGCAAUGAGGGCUGACAGUGGAGACUACAGAUGUUAUUUUCCAUCAAUUCAAAGACCUCAAAUGUUCUACAUUAAGCUUGAUGUUGAGCCAACAGUCAUCACAGCGGAAGAAGGCAGUGAUGUUACUUUACCCUGUUCCCUCUGGCCCAAGGAGGACAUUCAGUUAACACGGUUUAUCUGGAAGAAAGUUUCCCAGAAAACCGAUGAUGUUCAGAAUGUGUUCCUGUAUGAUAAAGGUGAUCUUUACAGUGACGAGCGUCCAGAUCAAAGUGAGCAGUUCAAAGGUCGAGUCUCACAUUUUCCAGAUGAACUGAAACAAGGCAACGCCUCCAUAAUCAUCAGAAAUACGACGAGGGCUGACAGUGGAGACUACAUCUGUAUUGUUCCAUCAAUUCAGAAACCUAAAACAAUCCACAUUAAGCUUGUUGUUGCUUCAACUCCAGAGUCAGAUGAACAUCAUCCAUUAAUGAAUGGAAUGGAUGGAAUCGAACUUCAUUCAUUAAUGAUAGAAAGGCUUUGAUAAUGUCUGUGUUGCUGGAAACAUUUCUUUAGUUUUCAGUUAUUUUAUGCUUGUGUUAUAUCACAAUUAAUAGGCUCAUUGAUUUUGUCGUGCAGUUCUAGUUGAUUGUGUAACUGUUUGUAAGACUUGUACAGUAUUCCUGUUCCAGAGGUGUGUAGAGCAGAGAGGACCAGGUCAACAUGAUGAUGCUCUUAUAAGUCUUGUAUUUUUAUAUUCAGACCAAAUUACAAAGUUAACUGUGAUGAUGUGGAGUGUGAAAUAUUGUGCAAAUAAAUGUCAUUUUAUUUAUUUUUUAAAUAUAUUUUACCAUUUUAUAUUGUAUUUUGUUACAUGUCUUUGCUCUUCAGACAACCAUUGGUUGCUUCUGUAUUUAAAAGAAUGGUUAAAGGGCAACUCUUAUAUAGCAUUUUCAGGUUCAUACUUGUAUUUUGCGUUUGUACUUGUAUCACUAUAUGAAGCUUGAGCUACUGCAACGGAGUAUAUAGCAGGACUUUGAUUAUUUAAAUCACCAACAGAGGCUUCUAAACCAAAUGUUACACAACCGGUUGGAAAUCUGAACCUUUUAGCUCACAGGGAUUUUGUUUAAAGUAUGUUUCUCAUUAUUUGAUGUUUUGGCCACGUUUAACAUGAAAAUCCUACAUUAUAACAUCAUAUAUGUGACAAAAAACAUGAAAAUGAAUAAUAUGUCCUUUUUUAAGGCUUAUAUGUGGUAUUGAUCUUCUUAUCUAACUCAGUGAGAAAGUGAAUAAAGUGCCCUGGGGGGUCACCGGGUAGAGCCGGUACUUUAGGCCGAGUCAUCACCACGGUGACUUUGGUUUGGUCCGUCACAGGGCCCUUUGCUGCAUGUCAUACCCUCUCUCUCCUCUGUAUCUUUUAAAACGAGAAAUGCCCAAAAAUGUAUCCUAAAAAAAACCCAAAAUGAUUAACUGUAAUGUAUUUUUACUUUUAUAUGACAAGACAAAGUCUGUACCGUACAUCUUACUGUGUUCUUGCACUUGUUUGUUGUUAAGCGAUAAUAUAGUGCCUGUAUGUAAUUUCAAUUUAAAUGUAUUCAAACUUUACUAUUGAAAAUCUUGAAUUAAAAGUCAAUAUUGAUAUUA
This is a messenger RNA of Perca fluviatilis (European perch), 3822 nucleotides long. RefSeq lists its product as uncharacterized. Lineage: Eukaryota; Metazoa; Chordata; Actinopteri; Perciformes; Percidae. Bases 35 to 2722 code for a protein of 895 amino acids. The transcript has 11 exons. The record is from RefSeq and is a predicted model, not a curated record.